CCUCCUGGUCCCCGCGGCCUCCGACAGGCACAGCCAUGGCCGAGGGCCAGAAACGAGGGGGCUUCAAGAAGUUCAAGUUUUUCAAGUUCAAAGGCUUUGGGAGCCUGAGCAGCAUCCCUCGCUCCUUCACCCUCCGGCGUGUGCCCGUGGCCCCCAGCUCUUCUGAGAGCCUGGGACCAGGUCUCCCUCCUCCCCACGGCUUCCUGGAGGAGCCAUUCGAUGGCACCCAGGAUGAUCUCAACACCAUGCCCAAGAGCCCUGGCCCCUACGCCCGGUCGUCAGAGAUGUACAGCCACAUGGGCACCAUGCCCAGACUGAACCUGGGCAAGGCAGGGAAGAGCCUGGACAAAGCCAAGAGUAGCCAGAGCUGCCCGGAGAAAGGGACCCCCAGCAACAAAAGCCCCUCGACAGCCCCGCUCCCCAACCCUGAGUCCCCUGAGAUGUCCAGCACCCCUGACUCGGGCACGGACUUGCCCUCAGCCACUGGACAAGAGCAGGAGGAAGAAGAGGCUCAGUCCAUGAACACCCGAGGGGCAGCAAUGGCCAAGACGGACCAGGAGCCUGCAGGUAAUGUCUCCUGCUCUGGGAGAGAGGCACCGAGCUCCAGCCUGGCCCUGAACCCCAGCCAAACGCCGAGCCCCAAUGUAGCAGCGGGAAUGGAGACCACCAAUGGGUACCGGCUGGAAAAGGGGCAAGAGCAUCCCAGCAAGGGCUUUCCAGACAGCCACCACGAUGGCCUGGAGUCCGGCAGCGAAUACGUGAAGUUCUCCAAGGAGAAAUACAUCCUCGACUCAUCACCGGAGAAGCUUCACAAGGAGCUGGAAGAGGAGCUGAAGCUGAGCAGCACUGACCUGCGCAGCCAUGCUUGGUACCACGGCCGCAUCCCCCGGGAGGUGUCAGAGAGCCUCGUGCAGAGGAACGGCGACUUCCUCAUCCGCGACUCACUCACCAGCCUGGGUGACUACGUGCUGACGUGCCGCUGGCGCAAUGAGCCCCUCCAUUUUAAGAUCAACAAGGUGACAGUCAAGUCCAGCGAGGGCCAUACCCGCAUCCAGUAUCUCUUUGAGCAGGAGAGCUUUGACAAUGUACCUGCCCUUGUCCGCUUCUACGUGGGCAACCGCAAGGCCAUCUCUGAGCAGAGUGGAGCCAUUAUCUACUGCCCCAUCAACCGCACCUUCCCCCUGCGCUACCUGGAAGCCAGCUAUGGGCUGGCUAAUGGCAAGCAUGGGGGACCCCACAGCCCCGCCACCCAGAAAGGGGGGCACAUCAAGAGGAGGAGCAUCACCAUGACAGACGGCCUGACGGCAGACAAGAUCACCAGGGCUGAGGGGUGCCCGACAAGUGUGUCCCUGCCCCACCACAGAGACAUCAUUCGCAACUGUGCCGUCAGUGUGGACCAGAUCCAAGACCUGCACUCCCCGAUGUCCCCCAUCUCCGAGAACCCAGCGUCACCUGCCUACAGCACGGUUACACGGCUAAAGCCACAUGCCUGUCAAGUGGCCGGGAUUGCCCCAGCCUCUCCGGUCAUAAGAAGGUCCAGCGAGCCCCAGCUGUGCCCAGGGAACAACAGCAAACCCCUGCCAGACCCUGCCCACAGCACCCACUCGACUCCCUGCCACGGGUAUGCCCGUGCCUCCCCCUCUCCCUCCGUGAACAGCUACAGCGACCCAGACACGGGGCACUACUGUCAGCUCCACCCCACCUCGCCCAUCAGCAGAGACCGGCCAGCUCAUGACACCAAGCAGCUGCCAACAAAGAGCUACGUGGAGAGGCUAAAGGUGGAGGAAGGACAGAGAGGGACUGUGGAGAAUGGCUCCGGGGAAGCAGAGGCAGGGCAGAGGCUGAAAGGAGAGAUGGACUUCAUGGGCUUUGUGCCCCCCACCAUGGAGACAACCUCCUCCUUCAACCCUGCGGCCUUCCAGUCCCUGCUCAUCCCCUUGGAGAACAAACCACUGGAGAUGGCCGUGCUCAAGAAGGUCAAAGAGCUGCUGGCAGAGGUGGACGUGAAGACGCUGGCCAAACACAUCACCAAAGUGGACUGCCUGGUUGCCCGGAUAUUGGGUGUGACAGUGGAGAUGCAGCGGCUCAUGGGUGUGAGCUCUGGCAUGGAGCUGCUCACCCUGCCCCACGGCCACCAGCUCCGCCUCGACCUGCUGGAACGGUUUCACACCAUGUCCAUCAUGAUUGCUGUGGACAUCCUGGGCUGCACGGGCAGCACGGAGGAGCGGGCAGCCCUGCUCCACAAAACCAUCCAGCUGGCUGCUGAGCUGAAGAGCACCAUGGGGAACAUGUUCAGUUUUGCAGCUGUGAUGAAUGCCCUGGAAAUGACACAGAUCGCCCGGUUGGAGCAGACUUGGAUGGUGCUGCGGCAGCGGCACACGGAGGGCGCAAUCCUCUAUGAGAAGAAGCUCAAGCCAUUCCUGAAGAGCCUGAACGAAGGGAAAGAAGGGCCGCCGCUGACCAACACCACCUUUCCCCACAUCAUGCCCCUUGUGACUCUCCUGGAGCGGGAUGAGGCUCUCACGGACAGCCCUGAGCCCUGGGACACCACCGACAACGGCGUGGAGGUGGUCAUGGCCCACCUGGAGGCGGCGCGGAUGGUGGCCCACCACGGUGGGCUUUAUCACACCAACGCCGAGGUGAAGCUGCAGGGUUUCCAGGGCAGAGCGGAGCUGCUGGAGAUAUUCAGCACCGAGUUCCAGCUGCGGCUGCUCUGGGGCAGCCGUGGGGCUGAAAGCAGUCAGGCCGAGCGCUAUGAGAAGUUCAACAAAGUCCUCACUGCCCUGUCCCACAAGCUGGAGCCGAUCCCACUUGGGAUCCCCUCUCCCGUGGGUGUCAUUUAA
This is a messenger RNA of Egretta garzetta (little egret), 2843 nucleotides long. It is a transcript of the gene SH2D3C, whose product is annotated as SH2 domain containing 3C. The coding region runs from base 36 to 2843 and encodes 935 amino acids. Lineage: Eukaryota; Metazoa; Chordata; Aves; Pelecaniformes; Ardeidae. The transcript has 13 exons. Gene Ontology annotation, biological process: small GTPase-mediated signal transduction; positive regulation of peptidyl-serine phosphorylation. The record is from RefSeq and is a predicted model, not a curated record. Gene Ontology annotation, molecular function: guanyl-nucleotide exchange factor activity; phosphotyrosine residue binding.